Molecule: messenger RNA, 721 nt
Organism: Papilio machaon (common yellow swallowtail)
Lineage: Eukaryota; Metazoa; Arthropoda; Insecta; Lepidoptera; Papilionidae
Exons: 5
Coding region: 101-721 (206 amino acids)
Source: RefSeq, a predicted model, not a curated record
UUUAAUUUUAUAUCUCUUUUCAUUGUUCUGUUUCAUUUUUGGGGCAAAAAGUAAUCCAAACUCCAUUAUCGUUCCAUGCAAGAUUAAUGAUGAAGAAUGUAUGACGAAAUCAGCAAACAUAGCAGCUCGUCUCAUAGGAAAAGGUGUUCCGUCUUUGGGUAUCGAAUCUACAGAUCCAAUAAAAAUUGAUUUACUCGAUAUUAAACUUCCUACCAUUCAAUUAACAUACAAAGAAACAACUAUUAAAGGAUACUCGAAAUGUGAAGUUCAAAAUGUCAAAUUUAAUAUGGAUGCUUUAAAGUUAAAAUUUGAUUUGAAAUGUCCAUCGUUAGAGGUGAUUGGACACUAUGUGGUCUCUGGUGACCUAUUAUCACUUCCCUUGGAAGGGCAAGGACCAUGUAAAACCACCACAGGUACCUUUUUAAUACGUAUAGACGCUGAUUUGAAACGUGUCACUGGCGACGAUGGAAAAACAUAUCUGGCUAUAAAGAAAUUUAAGCAAGUUUCAGAAGCUUUAGAACCAGUUAAAUUUCAAUAUGACAACUUAUUUAAUGGACAAAAAGAAUUAUCGGACGCUGCUCAUGCAUUUGCACAUGAACAUUAUAAAGAAGUAAUGGCACUAUUUCAAGAUCCUAUACAAGAUGCAAACUUCAAAUAUCUAUCAAAGUGCAUCAACCAAUUACUUAAAACUACGCCUAUUGAUGAUUUGUUUAUUCAUUAG